Molecule: messenger RNA, 11260 nt
Organism: Dreissena polymorpha
Lineage: Eukaryota; Metazoa; Mollusca; Bivalvia; Myida; Dreissenidae
Product: calcium/calmodulin-dependent protein kinase type 1-like
Exons: 9
Coding region: 93-1109 (338 amino acids)
Biological process (GO): protein phosphorylation
Molecular function (GO): ATP binding; calcium/calmodulin-dependent protein kinase activity; calmodulin binding
Source: RefSeq, a predicted model, not a curated record
CGACACGAUUAUUGAUCCAAUUGUCAACCUGAAAUACAUGUUGUGGGUAGAACAAUUUGAUGGAAAAUAAAUAAUAAUAAAAGACAUUUACAAUGCCGCUUUUUGGACGUAAAGGCGACAGUGACAAGAAAGAAAAAGGAAAAGACUGUGAUAUUAAAAAGAAAUAUGAUUUAAAGGAAACGCUUGGAACAGGAGCGUUCUCGGAAGUGUUGUUGGCUGAAAGCAAGACAGAGCCCGGUAAAUUCGUAGCAGUUAAAUGUAUAGACCGCAUGGGCAUUGUGGGCAAGGAAGAGUCCCUUAGCAACGAAAUAGAAGUGUUACGAAGAUUAAAUCAUCCAAAUAUAGUGACGCUGACAGACGUGUUUGAAGACAAGAACUAUGUAUACCUUGUGAUGGAACUAGUCACUGGCGGUGAGUUGUUUGACAGAAUCAUGGAGAAAGGCAGCUACACAGAGCGUGAUGCCAGUCAUCUCAUUAAACAAGUCCUAGAGGCUGUAGACUAUAUGCAUGACAAGGGAAUAGUGCACAGAGACUUGAAGCCAGAAAACUUGCUAUACUAUAGCAAUGACCCAGAUUCAAAGAUCAUGAUCAGCGAUUUCGGGUUAUCAAAGAUUGAAGAUUCUGGGACCAUGGCAACUGCUUGUGGAACCCCCGGUUAUGUUGCCCCAGAGGUAUUAGCUCAACAACCCUAUGGAAAAGAAGUAGAUUGCUGGUCAAUAGGUGUCAUAGCGUAUAUACUGUUGUGUGGUUAUCCCCCUUUCUAUGAUGAGAACGAUGCAGCAUUGUUUCAACAGAUCCUGAAGGCAGAGUUUGAGUUUGAUUCACCUUACUGGGACGACAUUUCUGAGUCAGCCAAGGAGUUUAUUCGCAACCUGAUGUGCAAAGACCCUAAGAAGAGGUUCACCUGCAAGCAAGCCAUUUCAUUUCCAUGGAUAUCUGGCAACACAGCUCUUGACAAGGACAUUCAUGCCUCAGUCAGUGCACAGAUGCAGAAGAACUUUAUCAAGAGCAAGUGGAAGCGUGCCUACAACGCAACAGCAGUCAUACGACAGAUGCGCAAGCUCGCAAUGCACAAGGAUGAUCAAAACAACGCACAUGUACCAAAAUAGUGGCCACCGGUGCCUGAAUGGUCGCUGAGUUGUGAGGUGAAGUCGUGUACCAGGUGUCCGAGAUGUUCACAUCAAAAUUGACAUGCAGAAUUACCACGGUCUGGUCGCAAUGAGGACUGGUUGAAAAGAUUUUUGUGUUUUGGCGGGAUAUAUUUUUUGUCUCUGGUGUCAAAUCUUGACACAGUCUGUAUUAAGUACGUUAUUUUUAAUGGAUUCUUUGGAUUGCUGCAAGAUACAUAUUUUGGAAAAAGAACAAUUUAAUCUCAGAGUAAAAACGUGGCAUUCUCUAUUAUGCAUUUAGUUAAUAGUUUACUUGAGUGACCAUGUUAUAUUACUAUUGUAUCAUUUGCGCAAGUUUAAUGACUUAUUAACAUAUUGGUGAAGUGUGUGUUGAUGGGGAUUGAGAUUUUAAUGUGUUGAAAAUACUUUUUGUUAUGCUAAAGUAUGAAAUUAUAAAAAUAUGGAAACAUAUAUAUAUGAACAGAUACAUAGCACUACUAUGUAGCACUGGGUAUUGCACAUGGAAGAUUAUUGAUGUUGUAUAGUUAUGAAGCAUGCCAUGACAUUUCUUUUAUCAGUAUAGUUUUUUGCUUUUGUGUUUUCAACAAUAUUUUGUACAGUUUUUUUAACAUCCCUUUGCCAAUCUGAUUGUGUGAUUUAGAUAUUAUUAUUGCAUUUAAAUUUUGCCAGGUCAUAUAAAUAGUCCCUUAACUUAUUACAGAGCUCCAUAUAAAGAUUAUAUCUAAAUGGUUUUAUAUUAUUGUUAAAGGGUAUUUUACUUUUUUGUUUCAGCCAUAAAGGGUAUUGAGGAAUAUUGAGGGGAUUUUACAUUUUCAUAAAAGCUGACAUAGUACGUCAUGUCAUGUUUAAUCUAGAAAUAUUAUAACUUGUUAUUACUAAAUGCAAACAGAAUAAAUUUUAAAUGAUAAAAUGAACAGACUUUCUUUACAAUAUUAAACUUACUUUUGUUGUAUUUCUGUCUUGAUUGGGUCUUUCUUGCAUAUAACUUGUGUUGUAUCUCUGUCUUGAUUGGGUCUUUCUUGCAUAUAGUAUUUAUGUAGUACAUUAAUGUCAUUUCACAAUUAAAAUAAGUUAUGGCAUGGCAUGUGUAAUUGAAAAUAAAGUAACACUGCCUGUGGUCUAUGAAAGUUAACUAUUAACUUCUACUCUAAAAAAUAGUUUUUACAAUUCUAGAAGCAUCAUAAGAUCAUCUCUUUUGACAUAUUUAAAUAUACCUCCCACAGGCGCUGCUGCUAUAAAAAUGUCCUUUAAUAACAUCCCUUUUUUGAUCCACAAACACCAUGAGGUAAGGAUAACUUACACUAAAAACUCAACUGGAUUAUUAGUUAAACCGUUUGCGCACUUUAAUCAAUGAAAAAAACAUAACAACAUUUUAUUGCAUGAUGUUACAUACUGGGCCUUUAUAUAUAUAUAUUUUUCAAGCCGUAAGUACACAGAUAUCCAUCUUAUCUGGAGCUCUGGACUUAAUGGUCAUGAAAAAAACAAUGCAGGGUUAUUUAGAGAAUUUUUUUUUUUUUAACAAAUGAAAAAUUAUCAGUUUAAAGAAUUAAAGAUCUCAUUUUUUACAUUUAUACUUUUUCCUGACCUUAUUUUCCAAACCAUUUAUUGUUAUUAAUGAAAUACUUUUGCUGUUCAUUGUUGUUUCUUUUGUCGAAAAAAUAUUAUUUAAUUGAAUGCAAUAUACCCGGUACAUGUACCGGUAGUUCUUAAAUUAUGCCAAAGAUUUGUUCUUUUCCAUCGCUUGAUUAUGGUCUUCAUCUAUUCACUCAUUGCUUUAAUAUUUACAAGAUAUUAGCUGCUUUUGUACUUAUUGCUUUUUGCUUGUUUUUAUUAUUACAUUGUUGGAGCUUUUUGAAAUGAUCACAUUAUGUCCCAAAAUGAGAUUCAUUAUUUCAUGAGCAUAGAUACAUGUGAUAUGUACUGGAAUUGAUGACAUGUUUGUACCUGAAGAAAAUGUCGCAUAAUAAUCAUAUUGCCACUAAUAAGUACUCUAACCCUUACAGUGCGGGAACCGAAUUUUAAAGGCCUUUGCAAACAGUUUGGAUCCAGAUGAGACGCCACAAAACGUGGCGUCUCAUCAGGAUCCAAACUGUUUGCUAUUCUGAUAGUAUUCUUUGAAAAAAAAUCGAAGAAAAUGCUAAUUUUAGAAAUUCUGCAGACGACAUUUUAGCAGACGACAAAUUUCCCAGCAUGCAAAGGGCUAAUAAUUGCUAUGCUUCAACACUAAUAAAAGUAAAUCCCAAAUGUGUGAUUGAAGGCAUUUGCAAGGAUUUAGAUACAUUAUGUAAGAUUCCUCAUAUGGACACUGGACUUUUUUGUUAAUGUAUUAUAUCAGUAUUAACAAAUAAUGUUUUCAUGGAAGUUCUGUUUCACUAUUGUCUUUGAAUGUUUUCCUAAACUCUGAACUUUAUGCUAGUAGUGUAAAAGAAUUGUGAGACAUGUUAAGAUAUCAGAGAAUUAAUAAAUCAUUUUCAUCUUGUGAAAUGCAUUAAUAUGUGUCUUUGUUACCAUUGAAUGGUUUUGUUAUGUUUGGGGAAGAACAAAUGUUAUAAAUUCAUUUUUCAUCUUUUAAAAUAAUGAACAAAAUCAACCAGGGUCAUUGUAUUAUCUUCAAUAGAUGCAAUUUUAAAUAAUACACAAAUGUAUCUCACUUUUGCCAUGGAGCAAAUGUGCAAAUUUUUGCAAGGGCUGUUUUACAGAUUUAUUUGUGAGAAAUAUAUUGACCGUCUUCUUGCCUUUUCUUUAAAAUAUCGUAUUUAUUAUAUUAAUUUAAACAAUCUUUUACAAUCAAAAACUACCAAAACAGUAAGUUUAUAAUCUUUGAAAUUAUUUAAUACACAAUCUUUAUUGUUCUGCAUUUUAUUUGUUUUCUGAGUGGUGUUCAGUUCUUUUUGUUGUGGUAUAAAUUGAUUUGAUAUUGAUAUAAUGAUAUGCAUGUUAUAUACAACAAGCUCAGUUAAUCAACUUAAACAAAUGUCAACUGAACUGACUUGUGAUUGUCCUCCAAUGUUGUUGUCCACUACUCCAUGUACUACAGUAUGCUGGCCUGUGGUUUUAUUGGUGUUGACAUUGGAAUAUUUUGAUUGAAGAAAUGCUAAAUAUAGCUUAAAUAGCAAUCACUUGAUGCGGAAGAGUUCACAUUACUAUAGUCAUGUGAUUUUUAGCUCGACGUUUUUGGAGAAAACCUGAGGUAUUGUCAUAGCCAGCUCGUUGUGUCGUCCGCCAUCUGACGUCCGCGUCGUGCUAAAACCUUAACAUUGGCUCUAAAAUCAAAGUGCUUCCACCUACAACUUUGAAACUUUAUAUGUAGAUGCACCUUGAUGAGUUCUACACGCCACACCCAUUUUGGGGUCACUAGGUCAAAGGUCAAGGUCACUGUGACCUCUAAAAAAAUAAAUAAUCUGACAAGCUUUCAUUUAUUCAAAACUGCACCCGUAGCCGAGCGUGGCACCCGUUAUGCGGUGCUCUUGUUAUAAAACAUAAAUUUAUUCAAUGUAAAGGAUAAAUAAAUCUUCCAGCCUGUAACCAUCGGAAUCCUCAACACUCAGUUGGUAGUGCUGUGGGAAGGUUUGAGAAUAAAUAAAUAAAGAAUAAAGCAUGUUGUAAUUACACAAUUUAAUUUAUUGUUCAUGUUUUAUUAUUAUGUCAUGGUGUGUUUUCAGCCUAAUUAUAGAGGAUAAUUUUGAUGCACAAGAUUGUCCUAGGUUUAUGUAUAUAUGCAUCUGGAUAUGAGGUGCGUAGAUUUUCUUUGCUGUUUAUUGAAAUUUUACUGUUAUUGUCAACUUGGCCUAUAUUUAUAUAUUGUAUUGUUUUUUAAUCAUAAUUUGUUUAAUGAUAUGUGUUUACAAUCGCUUAGUGAAGUUGCUAUACAUGAAACUAUAUAUUUAACAAACUUGUAUACCACACCUUUUCAUAUUGAUAGGGCUUUUGUGGCCCUCUUGUAGUGUUUAUACUAUUCGAGAAGUUACCUUCAAGUGUCAUUUUCUGAGAUAUAAGUUUAAGAUCUUUGUUAGUGAAAUUGUAAUCAACAUUUGAUCAGCAUACCUUUAAUAUGAUUUGUUAUUAAUGUUGAUCAUACUUUAUUGUAUACAUGAAAAACUAAAUUAGUUUACAAGAAUAUUUUCAAGAAGAUUUCUUGAUAAUAUUUUCAAUAGUUAUUUAUUUAUUUUGCACUCAUUUUUAACACAUCCUUACAACUGGUUAAUAUUUUGUUCUCAUUUUUCACUAAGCUAUACAUCUGGUAAAAUCUACUAACAUAAAUUCAACCUAUAUUUAAAAGUAGUCCAAAAUAUGUUAUACAUGUGUGUAUGUUUUGGGGGGAUGGUUUUAUGCCUCCCCCCUUUGAAUAAGGCAGCAUAGAGCAGUCACAUUGUGUGUUGGUAUGUCUGUAUGUGUGAAAUUUCCCUCUCAGCCCUCACAUUGUGAUGGAUUCAACCAUCAUAGGAUAAUGUCCCUACCAUAAAGUUCAAGGUCACUCAUAGAAGCUAAAGUUCAAGUUUGGGCAUAAAAAAGCUUGAAAAUUCCUGCUUCAGCCAUAUCUUUGCUAGCUAUAUACUUGUGCAUUAAAAAAACUUGGCAGAAUGCAUUCCAUUAUAAGGCCAUAUGUUGAGUGCAACACUUGUCUCCCUACCUCAACGGUCAAGGUCACACAUUGUCAUUCAUCAUACUUCUUUAAGAUAACUUACAACUAAAAACUACCAUGAAGAGGCGUUUCCUGUGUAAAACACGUCUCCUUACCUGGGAGGUCAAGUUCACAUAUAGAGGUCAAAGGUCAAAGUCGGCUCAGAAACAGCUUUUCUGGGCUGUAAUUUUGUCAUUCAUAAUUGAAUUGAAAGAUAACAUGCCACAAAUGACUGACUGAGGAUUUUGAGUGUCAAAUGUAUUACCUCUCUCAUUACAUAAAAGAUCAAGAUCACAUAGAUGAUUAAAAGUCAAAUUUUGCCAUAAAUAGCUUUUGUUUGACAUAAGCAGAGAUUUGACCAAAAACAUGUAAUGUGGGCUAUUGCCCUGUGAUCAUGCGACUCUUGUUUUUCUUCAAAGGGGUAUUUGUUUUUUUACAUUCCACUUUAAAAAUUCCAUUCAUUGUUGUCAUUAUAAAAUCAUGGUGUAUUCAGGCUUUCCAGCGUUCCUAGUAUUUCCUAGUUUUUUAAAUGUGCUCCUAGUUUUUCCUAGUUUUGUCUAAAACCUCCUAGUAUUCCUAGUUUUUCAUUACCGGGUCAUUUGGCACUUUUUUGGAUAAGGUAAAACUGUCUUUUAAUGUAUUUAGAUAUUUUGUUUCGAAAUAGGACCUUCAGGUUGUUGAGCUGACAAUAUUUGGUAGUCUUUGUGGAGUCUGGUGUCACUGGUCACAUAGUCUACCCGUGAUACCUGAAAGUUGGACUGAGCUCUGUGAUGACUACAAAUGAAAACUUAUGCCUAUAUUCUGAAACGUUCCUCCUCUCAACCCAACCUCAGUUAAAUCCAAUCAGUAUAACUACGCACGUGAUUUUAUCUAACGUUCCUCUCUUUCACUCACAUUGGUAUUCACAAACAAAAGGACAGCUCGAGGUUCCUUGACUGAGGGAGGAUACGGUGAGGUAGUGAAGUUGUUCCUCGAGUCUCACUCAAAGUAUUUUUUUUAUGAAUACCAAAACAGAAGCUCGUACAACUAUAUGUUUAUUUUUUUAUUUUUAGUUAUUUCAAAGUGUGGGUAACCUGAAAAAUACACUGUAUGGCGGGUUAAUGGAACCACAAAAUCUUGUGUUCAUGGAUAGGUAGGUAGGUUAGCGUUUGUUUUUCAUUGAACCUUUUUACUUACAAACAAGCCACUUCAUAAUGCACCAACAAUAUCCAUAGACAGAAAUCUUCAUAAUGUCUAUGCAACAUCCUUUUAGUUUAUAACUAUGUAAAGUUGGACAAAACAAUUUUCUGCUACAAAGUCGAUUCGAAAUAACAAAACAAAUUUUAGGGUCGCAACAAAAAAAUAGGGUCGCACGGGUUAUUCAAAACAAACAUUUUUCACACAUAUGAAUAUGUAAAUUACACGUGUAUAAAUAUUAUUUUGAUAAACCGAUUAUUUUGACAUUUUGCUAUUGAACGGAUUGUAUACAAUAGGUGCCCAACAAUACACAUUCACACACAUUCACAAUUUGUCGACUCCUCCAGCUCUCCUCGACUAAGUAAACACUGUGAAUACCAAUCUCUUCCUUGACUCAAACUAACCAAAGGCGCCCUCGAGCCUUCCUUAGUCGAGGUUGAGUGACGUUCUAGAAUAUAGCCACUAUUCAGCUUAACAGUCCUGUUGUAUGAAAUGUGUUCGGUUACUGUGGUAAUCAGGUAUGGAAAAGUCGAAAAGGUAAUAAACUUCUUAGUCGUUACUCCUAGUUUUUGUUUCCACCUUCCUACAUUUUCCUAGUUUUUAUCCCCCGCCAGAGGCGGAGGGAUAUUGUUUUGGCGUCCGUCCGUCCGUAUGAGUAUAUAUAUGCAUAAGAGGAUGAUGCACGCCAAAUGGCAUUGUAUACUAUCUGUUAAUAACAGAGUUAUGGCCCUUUGUAUCUUGAAAAAAUGCUUUUGACUAUAGGCACUUUUGUGUCUGGAGCCAUAUCUUGGAAGUGCUUUGGCGGAUUUCAUUGAAACUUGGUAUGAGUAUAUAUCCCCCGCCAGAGGCGGAGGGAUAUUGUUUUGGCGUUGUCCGGCUGUCCAUCCGUCCGUCACUUUUGUGUCCGGAUCCAUAUCUUGCAAGUGCUUUGGCGUAUUUCAUUGAAACUUCACAUGAGUAUAUAUAUAUAUAUGCAUAAGAGGAUGAUUCAGGCCAAAUGGCAUUGUACACUAUCUGUUAAAACCAGAGUUAUGGCCCUUUGUAUCUUGAAAAAAUGCUUUCUACUAAAGGCACUUUUGUGUCCGGAGCCUGUCAGUAUGUUCAUCCGUUCGAUAUGCACCCAUCCUCAAACAAAGCAUAUGUUGCCGGGGAUAUCAAUUCUACGAAUUUGCUUGUUUGUAAAUAAUUUUCCUAGUUUUCUCCUAGUAUUUUCAAAGGUGCUGCUGGAAAGCCUGUGUAUUUAAAAAUGCUAUUUUGGGGUGAAAUUGAUUUUCAAAAAUUAAGCAUUUUGAAAAUAUUUGAUUUUUGUAUGUACCAUAGAUGCAGUUUUAUAAUUUGUUACAAAUAAAAGAAAUAUUACUUAAACAUGUUCAGCAAUGUUAUUUCUAGAUCGAAAGUAAGCCUCAAAUAAAUAAAACCAACAGUUUGGAUUAAAAACAACAACUUAAGUCUGAAAAAAAGCCUGCACACUGUUUUAGCAUGCCCAACAUCAAGCCAACUUACAAUUUGACACCCCCCCCAAAAGUCCUUUUGCCAAAACUUAACAGUACUAGUAUGUGGCUGUCGUAUCCGCAACUGUAGUUUACCAGUGACCAUUGUCUAUCAAUUAUUGAGUUGACCUGUCAUGGGUUUCUAUUUGUACUUACCCGGUAGUUGAAAAGAAAAGCACACGGCCAAAUAAUCUAUUUGCAAGAACUUUGAAGUCUUAAUUGGCAGUUGUUGGAAACAUUGAUUUUGUAGUGAUAUUUCAAUUCAAACUUUUAUUUAAAAACAAAAUUUAAACAACAAUACUUGUUUUAUACUCAGAACACUUAAUAUAACAGAUUAUGUUGUAUAGUUUGUAGAAAUAGUAUAUGAUCUGAAAAUAUUCAGCGUAAUAAAGGUCAAACAAAUUUGUUUAUAAUUUGUGAUGUUGUUGACUUUAAAAUUGUAUUUAUUAAUUUUUGUCUAUUUCAAUUUGCAUUUAAUGACUAGUAUUUGGUCUUUUGUAUGGUACAUGAUAUGUUUAUUAUAUUGUUGUAAGUUAUUUUGCACAUUUUUGGUGUUUCAAAGAUUUUAUUUAGAAUAUAUAUUUGGAUUAUAUUAAUUCUUAAUGAUAUACUCAAUGUUAAUUUCCCGAUAUCCGAACAUUUACGAGCCAAAGUGAGACUGGCUUUGGGCAGCUUCGGAAGGACGAUGUGUUCAUGAGAGGGUUAUUGUGCUUCCAAAGCAGUCCGAAGCCAAUGUCGCGCUUGGCGUAAAUGUUCGGAUAGCGAAACCAGAAAUUCACAUGGAAUAUAUUGUGACACAAAAAAAAAACAACUAGCAUUGUGUUUAGCGUUCAAGCGAUGUUACAAGACCACAUCUAGCGUUGAAAUUUUAAAAGGAACAUUGAUUUUUCAUUUGUUGACUUUAUUUUUCGAAAAAUUAUACUAAAUAUUCGUUGAUUUUGAGUGUUUAUGAGCUUUUAAGGUUUUGGCUGAAUUUUAAGGCAUUAUUUUAAAUGCAUUUAAGAAGUGACUGUUAUUUUCAAUGGUGCAAUGUAUGUGUGCUUGUGUCUUAUAUAUAGUAUUUGACAACUCAAUUUCACUUUUAUGUUGUUGUUUUUAGCUCACCAGAGCAUAACCUGCUCAUAAUGAGCUUUUGUGAUCACCUUUUGUUCCUCGAUCAUAUAGCGACAUUAGUUACCUUCUCAACACUCUAGAGGUGGCAUGUAUUGCCCAAAUUUCAUGAAACAUGGACAGAACAUUUGCUGGAUUAUUAUAUGUUGGACGAGUUAAAAAAUGGGUCAUCACAUGGUUAAAAAAAAAAUAGGUCACAAGCUCAAAUUGAUGAAAAAGCUUGUCAAAAUUAGAAAUCACAUUUAAAGUCCAAUUUGUAUGAAACUUUCUCAGAAUGAUGGUCCCAUUGAUAUCUCAGGGCACUUUUCCUGAUACGGCUGUGCACUUUUCCUGAUAUGGCUGUACUCAAACAUUGUGCCCCCUAUCUUGUCUCAGGGCACUUUUCCUGAUAUGGCUGUACUCAAACAUUGUGCCCCCUAUCUUGUCUCAGGGCACUUUUCCUGAUAUGGCUGUACUCAAACAUUGUGCCCCCUAUCUUGUCUCAGGGCACUUUUCCUGAUAUGGCUGUACUCAAACAUUGUGCCCCCUAUCUUGUCUCAGGGCACUUUUCCUGAUAUGGCUGUACUCAAACAUUGUGCCCCCUAUCUUGUCUCAGGGCACUUUUCCUGAUAUGGCUGUACUCAAACAUUGUGCCCCCUAUCUUGUCUCAGGGCACUUUUCCUGAUAUGGCUGUACUCAAACAUUGUGCCCCCUAUCUUGUCUCAGGGCACUUUUCCUGAUAUGGCUGUACUCAAACAUUGUGCCCCCUAUCUUGUCUCAGGGCACUUUUCCUGAUAUGGCUGUACUCAAACAUUGUGCCCCCUAUAUUGUCUCAGGGCACUUUUCCUGAUAUGGCUGUUCUAAAACAUUGUGCCCCCUAUCUUCAUGAAAACUUGUCACACACAGUCAAAAUCUUGGUCACUUGGUCAAAUUUAAGAAAAAGUUUGUAAAUACUCUAAAGGAUACAUUAAUUGUCCAAUCGUUAUGGCAAGUUUGAAAAUGGAUCAUGAGCGAUCAAAAACUACGCCACCAAGUCUAGUUAAAGAAAAGGCUUAUGAACUUGCUAGAGGCAAUAUUUACUGUCUAAUGAUAGUCUCUCAAUUUGAUUUAUACAUAAUUAACAUGUGAACUAUUGAACUAAACAGUCUCUUGCAGGAGAAACAACCAGAUACUGACUGACUGGGUUGUUCUAGUAGGGUUGUCCCCCAUAAAUUAUUCGUAUAAAUUUAGCCUAUGUUGAUGUUCAAUCAGUGUUGGAAAUAUUUUCAAUUAUCAAAAGGUUGUCAUAAUAAUGUGCCGAGAAAUUAUAUUAAUGUUUCAUGAAGGAAUUUUAUUCUUCUGAACUGCAUCUAGGUGAGCGGCUUAGGGCCCAUUGCUCUCGUUCUUAUAUCUUGGAUGAGGUCUAAAAUAGUUCUUGAAACAUUGCAAUUAGCUCAAGGAAACAAUAAGGUCAUUACGUUCAAUGGUGAGCAACAUACGGCGUUUGGCCUUCUUUAUUUUUUACUGCUUAUUUUUAAAGCAGAGUUGUUGUUUUCUUUUUACUUUGGUCAAAUCUGAAUAAAGAGGCAGUUUAUUUCUCAUUAAAUAUUUAAUGGUGCAAAAGGGCAGCAUUGUAUGAUUAAACUUGCCCUAACCCUAACCCGCUCCAAUCUUUUGGGGCCAAAUUCUUUUGAACAACUGAUCUUUUAUUGUGGCCUCAUUUGAAACUGGUUUUUUUGCUUAUUUAGAUGUGGUACAAAUAAAUAUGACCUUUA